CUAGUAGAGACAUUUGAUCGAGAAUUGACCAAUGAGUAGCGUAGUAUAUGGUUGAAGAAGGCUCGAAGCAGAACCAAGCAACAAAAAAUGGCGAUGUUCUGUAAAUUCAUCUCAGAUGACGUUUGAAACUCCUAGAAGGAAGGUAUUCCUAUUCAAAAAUGGUGCAGAUUCUUCUCCAAUGCUCUUCUCCUCCUCCUCCGCCUCCUUCUCCUACUUCCUCCAGGGGAAUGCCUGGCAAAGUAAUGUUGAAGAAUGGUUUUGAGCAAUCUUCUCUAAGAAAGCUUGUGUCCCAGCAUGUACUCUCUGGAUUUGCUGCUUCAUUGAUAUUUCUCACUCAAACAAACCAGGCUAUCUCAGGAGAUAUACCUCGCCGUGAAAACUUGUGUCAGCUUGCAAGUGCAGAGAAUGCUGCAGGCCUUCCUUUUGUCAAUGAUUCUGAUGGAGGGGGGAGGUUGAUGAUGAUGAGAGGGAUGACAGCCAAAAAUUUUGAUCCUGUUCGAUACUCAGGAAGAUGGUUCGAAGUUGCAUCACUUAAACGUGGAUUUGCUGGCCAAGGUCAGGAAGACUGCCACUGCACCCAGGGUGUUUACACAUUUGAUAUGGCGACACCAGCAAUACAAGUAGAUACCUUUUGUGUUCAUGGAAGCCCCGACGGAUAUAUAACUGGGAUAAGAGGAAGAGUUCAGUGUCUUGCAGAGGAAGAUUUACAGAAAAACGCAACUGAGCUGGAGAAGCAGGAGAUGAUCAAGGAGAAAUGUUACCUGCGUUUUCCUACAUUGCCAUUUAUCCCUAAGGAGCCAUAUGAUGUCAUUGCAACUGAUUAUGACAACUUUGCUAUAGUUUCUGGAGCUAAAGACCUUAGCUUUGUUCAGCAAACAGGAGAGUAUGAUUUGCAAACUAUAAAGAUGUUUGAGACCAUUUUUGGCAUACAUUGGUGCAGAUUACAGAAAGAUAUAUUCAAGAACGCCAAACCCGGGACGCGAUUUCAUAGAGAAGUACAAAUCAUAUUUGUCAAACUUCGGGUACGAUCCAAGCAAAAUCAAGGACACUCCUCAAGAUUGUGAAGUAAUGUCAAAUAGUCAGCUAGCUGCAAUGAUGUCAAUGAGUGGAAUGCAACAAGCUUUGACAAAUCAGUUUCCAGAUUUAGGGCUGAAGGCUCCUAUUGAACUCAACCCUUUCACAAGUGUAUUUGAUACUUUCAAAAAGCUACUAGAACUCUAUUUCAAGUAGUAGUUCUGCUGUGCUAUCCGUGUUGUUGAGCACGCUGGUUUAAACGCUAAUUAUUGCUUUAUUUAAAUUAUCGAUUAUUUUCUCAA
Molecule: messenger RNA, 1316 nt
Organism: Cucumis sativus (cucumber)
Lineage: Eukaryota; Viridiplantae; Streptophyta; Magnoliopsida; Cucurbitales; Cucurbitaceae
Product: chloroplastic lipocalin
Exons: 6
Coding region: 159-1064 (301 amino acids)
Molecular function (GO): small molecule binding
Source: RefSeq, a predicted model, not a curated record